AGAGGAAGAAAAUCAGAGUGAGCGGGAGGGACGGCGAGAGCGACUGGGCAAUAAUCACGCACAAACAUUAAUGCUUGCUUAUGCUGGUUUACAAAAAACCCAAGAAAAUAGGAAAAGCAUACACUAGCAAAGAAAUUCUGCACAGAGACACAAAGUAAAAUCCAGCUAUUAUUACCAGAGUCGCCGCGAGCUCUGCCUCUAAAUUUGUUGUGUUCUCUCUCAGUCUCUGAAUUUUGCGCACAUUUUUCUCCUUCACCGCGUAAUUUUGUUUCGUUUUUCUUUUUCCCGUGCCUUACCCGUUAUCCCAACGCCAUUUGCUAGACGGACUUGUCAAAACCCUUUGUUUUUUGUAUGUUUUUUUGUAAGAUUUAUUUGUUCCUUUUUAUGUUUGUCUUUGUUCUAUUUGUUGAGUUAUUUUUUAAUUGGGCUUCGAUUUAGUAGUGAAGUUCUUCGCUUUUUUUUUUUCCCGGGUUGAGGGAGCUGCUUGAUCUAUCCUGUGUCUUCAUAGGGACACUUGGGUUGUGUUGUCUUCCUUUUUCUUUCUAUUUCAUGUUAAAUUGUGGGAAUUUGAGAUGCGUGGGUGGGAUGAGACAUUUGUUUCAGGUGGUGGUUCACUGUUGAUUGUGGGAAUUUAUUCUGUUUUUUUAUGUGUGCACUAGAGAGAGAGAGAGAGAGAGAGGGAAUGGGUUGCUUUUCUUGCUUCAGUCCUAGACGAAAUGAUGUUCGAAGGAUCGAAAUUGAGAAUGGUCCGCGAUCCGGCACACGGCAUUCUGCUGAUUCCUCAGGAUGUGGAUAUCCAGGUGGUGGCAGGGGAAAGGACUCCUAUGAUAAUGAUAACGGGAAAGGGAAAGGUACUUUGAAUCAUAACAGAGGCAACAGCCCAAAAUGCAGUCCGGCACGCAGUUUUACAUUUCGUGAACUAGCAGCAGCCACAAGAGGUUUUAGGGAGGUGAAUCUAAUCGGGGAAGGGGGUUUUGGAAGGGUUUACAAGGGCCGACUUGAGACAGGCCAGAUCGUUGCAAUUAAACAACUUAAUCAUGAUGGCAUCCAGGGGUUUAAGGAAUUCCUUGUGGAGGUUCUCAUGCUAAGCUUGUUACACCAUUCUAAUCUCGUCACCUUGAUUGGCUAUUGCACUGAUGGAGAUCAGAGACUGUUGGUUUAUGAGUACAUGCCAAUGGGUUGUUUGGAAGAUCAUCUCUUCGAUCUGGACCCUGAGAAAGAACCACUGAGUUGGAAUACUAGAAUAAAAAUUGCUGUUGGUGCAGCUCGUGGCCUUGAGUAUCUCCACUGCAAAGCCAAUCCCCCUGUUAUUUACCGCGACUUGAAAUCUGCAAAUAUCUUGCUGGACAAUGAGUUCAAUCCAAAGCUCUCAGAUUUUGGGCUUGCUAAACUGGGACCUGUUGGUGACAAUACUCAUGUUUCAACCAGAGUGAUGGGAACAUAUGGUUACUGUGCCCCAGAGUAUGCAAUGAGUGGCAAGUUGACCCUUAAAUCUGAUAUCUAUAGCCUUGGUGUGGUUCUGUUGGAGUUGAUCACUGGCCGGAGGGCAAUAGACUGUAGUAAGAAGCAGGGAGAGCAGAACCUUGUUUCUUGGUCUCGUCCAUUUUUGAGGGACCGAAGGAAGUUCAUCCAAUUAGUUGAUCCUUUAUUGCAAGGUUGCUUCCCUGUUCGUUGUUUGCAUCAUGCAAUCGCUAUUACUGCAAUGUGUCUUCAGGAGCAACCAACAUUCCGCCCUCUUAUUGGCGAUAUUGUCGUGGCACUCGAGUACUUGUCCUCUCAGACUUGCACCUCUGAAGUCCAUAAUAGCCGGGUCCACAGUCCCCCGCCUCAGUCAUCUUCUGUUUAAAACAUUGAUAGGCAGAAGCUGCUGAAAUGCUUUGAUUAACUGUUUGCUGCCUAGGCAAAUUUAGAAGAAAAAUGUAUUGAAAUCCAUUCUCCAUUGUAUUAUAUAUGCACCUAGAGAAUGAGUAUAUAUAUGUAUGCUUUAUGUUAUAUAUAUCCAGGUUUGGGAAUUAUAUUUUUUAUUAUUAUUAUUAUUUGAAGUAAUUAAAAGUGGUUAGGUGUUUAUGAUUAUUGGCUCGGGACUUGUAAGAAGAAGAGAGUCCACUCGAUGGUGCCAUUGAAAUGGGAAUCAAGAAAUUCAAACGUGGUGAGGUUUUGCUUGGUUUUGGAGCUCAUUUUGUGUUGUCAUGCUUAGCCCAACAUGGCCAGGAGAAGAAGAAAGAUAAGUUAAACCUACCCAUAUACACAUUGUAUUGUGCUGUUAUGGGGUCUACCUUUGUGUAAUUAUUGUCUGGAUUCUUGAAUCUUGAAUUUAAUGAAAUUAGGGGAAAAAAAUAUUUGUUCUUGA
Molecule: messenger RNA, 2350 nt
Organism: Juglans regia (Persian walnut)
Lineage: Eukaryota; Viridiplantae; Streptophyta; Magnoliopsida; Fagales; Juglandaceae
Product: probable serine/threonine-protein kinase PBL21
Exons: 7
Coding region: 647-1846 (399 amino acids)
Biological process (GO): protein phosphorylation
Molecular function (GO): ATP binding; protein kinase activity
Source: RefSeq, a predicted model, not a curated record